Messenger RNA from Strongylus vulgaris, 609 nucleotides. NCBI's taxonomy places the organism in Eukaryota, Metazoa, Nematoda, Chromadorea, Rhabditida, Strongylidae. The record is from the annotation of a GenBank genome assembly.
AUGGACUCGUUAAGACUGAUAAAUUCUGCUCUUGAACAAUUGCUGAAGGCACAGGUCGUACCUUCCACUUCCGAUGAUGGCACGUUAGGGCGUCCCUCACCUAUUAUUACUAGGGAGAUUUUGAAAGCUUUUGACAAAAGAAAACGACGUAAUCCAACAGAUACGGGCUUCAACGACACCUCCCAAAAGGAGGAAAUGGACUCAUUAAGACUGAUAAAUUCUGCUCUUGAACAAAUGCUGAAGGCACAGGUCGUACCUUCCACUUCCGAGGAUGGCACGUUAGGGCGUCCCUCACCUGUUAUUACCAAGGAGAUUUUGAAAGCUUUUGACAAAAGAAAACGAAGUAAUCCAUCAGAUACGGGCUUCAACGACACCUCCCAACUUGGACCAUCUGUUCGACGACGGUCUCUGCCCAGAGUAACAAUCCAAGAAGAACCUUCAAAAAUUCCAUCCAUUGUUUUAGAUUUGGUCGAUAAGAACGAAAGCGAAGAAGAGAAAGCCGUCGGCUCUCCAAAGCAUUCUAUAGCUUCACCAAGUCCUGGCUCAGAAAGUGAUAAUGAAUUGAUGGCAGAAGUACGACCAUCGCCAAUGACACAUAAGCACUCGUAA